AUGAUUAAUUCUGCAAUAUCUUUGAGGAAUUCAAGAAGCCAAUCUAUUAAUUUAGAAAGAGUCAAAAGGAGAUUUAAGGAUGAUUUAAUUGAAAAUAAUAAUUAUUAUGGUCAAAGUAUUAAAAGAAAUAAGUUAUAUGAAAAUAAAGAGAACUCGAAUUUUGAUAUUGAGAUGAAUUUAAAUAGUAGUAAAUAUAUUACCGAGGAAAUUGAUUUCGAUAUUGAUGUCUAA
This is a messenger RNA of Rhizophagus irregularis DAOM 181602=DAOM 197198, 231 nucleotides long. NCBI's taxonomy places the organism in Eukaryota, Fungi, Glomeromycota, Glomeromycetes, Glomerales, Glomeraceae. The record is from RefSeq and is a predicted model, not a curated record.